Neopsephotus bourkii (Bourke's parrot) is the source of this 2399-nucleotide messenger RNA. It is a transcript of the gene PAK4, whose product is annotated as p21 (RAC1) activated kinase 4. The transcript has 10 exons. Gene Ontology annotation, cellular component: cytoplasm. Gene Ontology annotation, biological process: regulation of MAPK cascade; intracellular signal transduction; protein phosphorylation. The record is from RefSeq and is a predicted model, not a curated record. NCBI's taxonomy places the organism in Eukaryota, Metazoa, Chordata, Aves, Psittaciformes, Psittacidae. Bases 174 to 2033 code for a protein of 619 amino acids. Gene Ontology annotation, molecular function: ATP binding; protein serine/threonine kinase activity.
GGCAACGCGGGUAGGGCGGAUUGCCCGGAUGUGGCUCGAUCGCAAGAUGGCGGCGGCCGAGUGAGCUGCGUGGGGGGGGCAGCGGCAGCGUCGGGCCCGUGUGACUUCCCCCGGGGACCCCGCGAUGCUGCGCUGAGCUGGGCAGAGCCUCCCCUUCUCCACAGCUCCUCGCCAUGUUCUCCAAGAAGAAGAAGCGUUUGGAGAUCUCGGCCCCCUCCAACUUCGAGCACCGCGUGCACACGGGCUACGACCAGCACGAGCAGAGGUUCACGGGGCUGCCGCGGCAAUGGCAGGGCCUCAUCGAGGAGUCGGCCAAGCGGCCCAAGCCCCUGGUAGACCCCGGCUGCAUCACCACCAUCCAGCACGCUUCCCAGAAGACCAUCGUCCGGGGCAGCAAAGCCUCCAAGGAGGGCUCCUUGACCUGGCUCCUGGAUGAGUUUGAGAACAUGUCCGUGUCCCGUUCCAAUUCCCUGCGCAGGGACAGCCCCCCCUUCCCGCCCCGCCGCCACCAGCUCCACCAUGAGAACGGCCUCUCCCAGGACGAUGCCGGGAGGAGCAGGAAGAGCCGCCCCGGGGCCGGGACUGAGCUAGAGCAGGGCAAGGAGAGACCUCGGGACAAGGAGGAGCACCAUGGCCAGCCCCAGGCUCCCGGCGGCCGCCCGCCCCCCGACUGUCCCAAAGCCCCCCUGCAGAGGGACCCCAAGCAGGAGCGGGUGCUGCGGAGGGAGCGCCCCGAAGCCGCUGAGAAGCGCCCCAAGUCCACCUUGGGUGCUGGUGGGAGCAGCCCCCCGUCCCCUCGGGACAAGCGCCCGCUCUCUGGGCCCAGUAUCCGCACCCCCAACAUCCCCAUCUCGGAAGGGGUGAUGAAAACAGCUCAACAGACCGGGCGGGCCUUCAACACCUACCCCCGGGCUGAGACCGACCCCGGCCCCCAGGCAGAGCAGCGACCGGGCCGCCCGCAGGAGCCGGCCUCCAACGGCCCCACCAGCGCCUCCCGAGCCCCAGCCCGCGCCACCCAGGGGGCACCCCCCCAUCCCCACCUCACCCCCCAUGCCUCUGACCCCCAGCUGGCCCGGCAGCCCCCCCCCGGCCCGGCACCGGCUCCAGCACCAGCGGCGGCGGGGGGGGCACCGCAGCGGGAGCCCCAGCGCGUGUCCCACGAGCAGUUCCGCGCGGCGCUGCAGAUGGUGGUGGACCCGGGCGACCCUCGCGCCUACCUGGACAACUUCAUCAAGAUCGGGGAGGGCUCCACCGGCGUGGUCUGCAUCGCCACCGUGCGCGGCUCCGGCAAGCUCGUGGCCGUCAAGAAGAUGGACCUGCGCAAGCAGCAGCGCCGCGAGUUGCUCUUCAAUGAGGUGGUGAUCAUGAGGGACUACCAGCACGAGAAUGUGGUGGAGAUGUACAACAGCUACCUGGUGGGCGACGAGCUCUGGGUGGUCAUGGAGUUCCUGGAAGGUGGCGCCUUGACGGACAUCGUCACCCACACCCGGAUGAGCGAGGAGCAGAUCGCCGCCGUCUGCUUGGCCGUCCUCAAGGCCCUCUCCGUCCUGCACGCCCAGGGCGUCAUCCACCGCGACAUCAAGAGCGACUCCAUCCUCCUGACCCACGACGGGCGGGUGAAGCUCUCGGACUUUGGCUUCUGCGCCCAAGUGAACAAGGAGGUCCCGCGCCGCAAGUCCCUGGUGGGGACGCCCUAUUGGAUGGCACCAGAGCUCAUCUCCCGCCUCCCCUAUGGACCAGAGGUGGACAUCUGGUCCUUGGGUGUGAUGGUCAUCGAGAUGGUCGAUGGGGAACCACCGUACUUCAAUGAGCCACCUCUCAAGGCCAUGAAGAUGAUCCGGGACAACCUGCCCCCCAAGCUGAAGAACAUCCAUAAGGUUUCUCCAUCCCUCAAAGGCUUCCUGGACCGGAUGCUGGUGCGGGACCCAAGCCACCGCGCCACGGCCACCGAGCUGCUGAAGCACCCGUUCCUGGGCAAGGCAGGGCCCCCCUCGGCCAUCGUGCCCCUCAUGCGCCAGAACCGCCUGCGGUGAGGCCGCCGCCGCCACCGUCCUCAUCCUCACCGCGCCGGGGCGCUGCUUGGUGGCCCCCGGAGCACACGUACUACUGAGGGAGGGGGCAAGCCCCCGUGAGCAGCCCCACCGCAGCCUUGGGGGGCCGGGGGGGGCCUCCUCAGCCUUGGAGAGCCAUUUGGUGGAGGCCCCAACUUCCUCCUUCUUCUCAACCACACUUUUUUAGCCCCAUCCACCCCUGCGGUGUCUCCAAAGCGGGGUGGGACACCCCCAAACUCCACCCCUAUGACCACACUACUGAUUCAGGGGGUCCCCCACCCUACAUGUGGGUUGGGGGUCUCCUCACCCCAAACAUGGAUCUUGGGGUUCCCCCACUCCAAACAUGGA